This is a messenger RNA of Xyrichtys novacula (pearly razorfish), 528 nucleotides long. Lineage: Eukaryota; Metazoa; Chordata; Actinopteri; Labriformes; Labridae. The record is from the annotation of a GenBank genome assembly.
AUGGAUCUUCAAGGGCUCCUGCUCUGCCCUAAGCUGCAAGCCUUCACCCUCUAUUACAAGACCAAGCUCAGUGUCCAUAACUUAACCAUCUUUGACAUGAUAUCACACAGUGCAACAAAUUACCUGUGGCAUGAGGGUGAAGCUGGUCUUUCUGCCAAUGAGUUUGCUUCAUGUGUCGUGCAUUAUCUUGAAGCACACCUAUUGUGUAAUGAGUACAUCCUGUGGAGCGAUGGAUGUGGCUACCAGAACCGAAACCUGCAGUUAAGCAACGCCCUCCUCAGGUUUGCUAUGGAAAAGAAGAAGCCAGUGACACAGAAAUACCUUGAAAGAGGCCACACCCAAAUGGAGUGUGAUUCUGUGCACAGUGUCAUAGAGAGAAAACUGAGGCACAGAGAAAUUUGCAUACCAGCUGAGUAUGCAGCAGUGAUCCGUGGUGCUCGCGUCAAUCCCAGGCCAUACAAGGUGAGGUACGUCAACCACACUUUCUUCAAGGACUUCCAGCAGGUGAAACUCUGCAAGUCCAUCUGA